AGUGAUCCAGACCUGUCGAAGUGGGUGAGAAAGCGAACGACUGGCGUCUAAAAAUCUAACGGGAAAAAACAAGAAUCGAACCCAGGUGGUUUGAGGAAAGUUGGCCGCUGUAGAAGAAGAGAGGGGGACAGAGAGAGGGAAGGAGAGAGAGAGAGAGGAAUAGAGAGAAGGAGCAGUGCCCAGCUGCCCAGAUGCUUCAGGGACGGGACGGUGCCGUCAUGUUCUCGGCGAACGUCGACGCGACGUCCGCAGAAGAGAUAGAAGAUGUCGACGCCGAGCCGAGUUCACUGUUAGAGUUACACCCGAGCGGAGCGGUCAUGGGCGCGCAGAACAACGCAUUCGCCCCGCUACCGGACAUCGACGCCUUCCUGCACAACACGGGCCUCAACAUAGACCAGAUCCAGCAGGGUCACGUGACGCCCGGGGACUCGCCAUCCCCCGAUCACGUGUCCGUCAAGUUCGAAGAACCCAGGUACUACUGUACUGAGCAUGCGCAGGAAGGCGUCACCGGCCAAUCACAGGCCAUGUUCGUGGAUCACGUGGACGAGCAGGACCAGACGAUGUGGGAGGAGCAACUGCAGACGGUAGACAUGCACGAGGUGAGGAAAAACCUGGGCAAGAUGCAGCCACUCAUCAUCAAGGAGGUCGUCAAGGACAUCGAAGUCGCCUGUAAGCUCCUCAACAUCCCCUCUGACCCUCACUACUGGACGGUGGAGCACGUAGAAAAGUGGCUGUUGUGGACCCUCCACCAGUACAGACUCCCUCCGCUCAACCUCGACUACUUCCGCAUGAGCGGCGUCACACUGUGCAUGCUCAGCGAGGACGACUUCCGUUUUAGAGCGCCACGCUGCGGAGACAUCCUGUAUGCUCACCUCGACGUCUGGAAGACAGCGUCACGGAUAGCAGGUCUACACAUUUUCCCAGAAAGCGAAGAAGAAGACGUUGACAAAGACGACCUGUCGAGUCCAACCACAGUGAAAGAAGAAAGGACCUCCCCUCCUCCCUCGUGUAAUGGCGUUAAAGGCUUGACGGACCGCCCACCCAUAGGACCUAUCACGUCAAUGACCCCUAACCAUCAAGCGGGAAUCCACUUGUGGCAGUUCCUGAAAGAGUUGCUGCUCCAACCGGAGUCGUACAGCCACUGUAUCCGCUGGAUCGACAGAGACGCAGGAAUUUUCAAAAUCGAAGACUCUGUGGAGGUGGCUCGACUGUGGGGUCUCCGGAAGAACCGUCCCGCCAUGAACUAUGACAAACUGUCUCGCUCCAUCCGACAAUACUACCGCAAGGGCAUCAUCAAGAAGACCGACAUCUCCCAGAGACUUGUGUACCAGUUCUGUCAGCCCAUUGCAGGAGUUACGGUGAAGAAAGAGCCCUGAACUCUCCACGGUUUCGACUUGUACAUAGACCACACGUUUAACGUCCACGUUGUAUGUAGUCCCUUUUUUUUGUUGGGAAGGAAGAUGUUACGAUCGAAAAGCGCUGGAUCUGAGGCUGUUUUAAAAAGCUGUACUCUGUGUGUUUUGAAUUGAAAAGACUAUACCAUUACAAGCACGUAUUCUCAAGGCACAUUGCUCACGAUGACUUGAAGAUAGAAAAUGUUGUGCAUUUCUAUUGGUCCCCAAUUGAAAACUGACAGAAAUGUCUUUUUGGCGACGCCCCAGGAGCGGAGGUAUUUUUACUUUUUGUAUAAACUUGAGGCAGACAAAUCAUCAAGAAAUUGAUGAAAGAGGAAUGUGCAAGUUCAUCUGAAAGACGUAUCACCAAACCUUCAUUGUGUCUGUUUCUUCCACGAAAUCUUACUUAGCACCGUUGGUGUGAGUAUAGUAAAUUGCCCAUCCAACACUAUUAAAACCACAGAGUACAGCUUUCAAUGCUUAAUGUAAGAUUCAAGUGGCUGCUUUGAGCAUCAUCAUAGAAGAGAAGGCAUAAGUGAGCAUGCGCGUUCAUCAGAAUCUAAAUCAUUGUGAUUCGAAGCGGUAAAACCAGGCAACGCGCAUGUGUGGAAGGCAGCUACUAACGCUAUGGCUUGCGUAAGUGAUGUCAGGGCUAUACCAUUGCAAAAGGGUAACAUAUUUUGUAUACAUAUUCUUCGUAUAUUAUAGAAAACAUAUCAGCCCAUUCU
Messenger RNA from Branchiostoma belcheri (Belcher's lancelet), 2122 nucleotides. RefSeq names its product SAM pointed domain-containing Ets transcription factor-like. Bases 192 to 1376 code for a protein of 394 amino acids. Gene Ontology annotation, biological process: cell differentiation; regulation of transcription by RNA polymerase II. Gene Ontology annotation, cellular component: nucleus. Lineage: Eukaryota; Metazoa; Chordata; Leptocardii; Amphioxiformes; Branchiostomatidae. Gene Ontology annotation, molecular function: DNA-binding transcription factor activity, RNA polymerase II-specific; sequence-specific DNA binding. The transcript has 9 exons. The record is from RefSeq and is a predicted model, not a curated record.